Botrytis cinerea B05.10 is the source of this 2018-nucleotide messenger RNA. RefSeq lists its product as hypothetical. Gene Ontology annotation, molecular function: iron ion binding; oxidoreductase activity, acting on paired donors, with incorporation or reduction of molecular oxygen; monooxygenase activity. The record is from RefSeq and is a predicted model, not a curated record. The transcript is spliced from 8 exons. The coding region runs from base 98 to 1273 and encodes 391 amino acids. Lineage: Eukaryota; Fungi; Ascomycota; Leotiomycetes; Helotiales; Sclerotiniaceae.
GAUUAUUCAAAUUGCAAUCGCCAAACAGGUAAAGUAGAAUUUAGCUAAAGACAUUACAAGAUCAUUCCUUGUUCCUGUUCUAUACACAGGUAUUACCAUGGGUUGUUUUCAUUCCAUUCUAGAAGAUCUUCCGGUCCUCAAUCUGUUCAUAAAGUUCACUAUUGUCUUAACGACCUAUUAUCUCUUAAUAGCUAUUUAUCGAAUAUGGUUUCAUCCUUUGGCAAGAUUUCCUGGACCCCGUAUUUGUGCAAUCACAUUUCUAUACGAGAUAGGGUGGGAUUACUUCUAUGAGGGCACCUACGUGUACAGGAUUGAGGAGAUGCAUGAUCGCUAUGGUGCUAUCGUCAGAGUUAACCCCGAUGAAUUAUCUAUUAGAGAUCCGGAGUAUUAUAAAACAGUGUAUGUUGCUAGCAACACAAGGUCCACUUCUGCCUAUCCUGCAUUUGCCGCAGGGAUGGGUAUUCAAGGUUCUCAUCCUGUCACGAUAGAUCAUCAACUUCACCGCCAGCGGCGAAAACCGUUGGAGCCCUUUUUUACGAGUACAGGAGUCAAGAGAAUCUAUCCACUACUGAUAGAAUUAGUGCAGAAUCUCACAUCUCAGCUAAAGGAACAUCUCGAGAGAAAUACGAUUGUCCGGCUUGAUCACGCACUCUUUGCUUUCGCCGGAGACGUCAUGUGCAGAAUUUGUUUUGAAACCCAAGAUUCCACGUUUCUCUCAGAACCUAAUUUCUGUCCCCAGUGGUUUGCUUUACUCCAUACAAUAACCCGUUCUUCGCCCAUCAUUGUGAACUUUCCAUGGAUCUUCAGAAUCGUCGAGCUAAUUCCUGCAUCACUUAUCACUAAGCUAAGCCUCUCAGGCGAAAUGCUAAUGAAUUGGAGAACCAUGUCUAUCGACUACAUAGAUAGAGUAAAGCGAAGAGUGGCUAUAAACAAGCCCACCGAUCUCAGUGGCGGAUGUCCACCCUCUACAUUAUUCCAUGAUCUGUUAACAAGUGAUCUGCCAGCCUCUGAGCUAACAACUGACCGGCUUGGAGCUGAAGCACAAGUUCUUCUGAUGGCUGGCACCAUGUCUGUUGCCAGGUCCAUGGGUCAUCUGGUGGUCCAUAUUCUCUUGAACGUAGAUAUAAGACAGCGUCUCACGGAAGAGCUAAGUACUAUCGACUCGGAUGGCUCGCAAAACAUCCCAUCAUAUCAAAGCCUUCAGCAGCUUCCAUACUUGCAAGCGUGUAUUAAGGAAGGUUUACGGUCAGUUAUUCUAUGCAUAAGAUGUUAAGCUGGAGAAAUUUAAUGUAGGCAGAAUGAGCAUUGCUUCAAUGCAUAGAUUACCUCGCUGUUCACCUGAUGUUGCACUUCAAUAUCGUGAAUGGAUUAUACCUCCUGGAACACCUGUAGGUAUGUCCACGUAUUUGAUGCAUUACGACCCGGAUGUAUAUCCAGAGCCAAAAGUUUUCAAGCCUGAAAGAUGGCUUGGUGAAAUAAAUUCGAAGAUGCUGAGGAACUAUGUCCCCUUUGCCAAAGGAUCUCGUGACUGCUUAGGUACAGAGCUAGCUUAUGCCGAGAUCUCAAUAGUUCUUGCAGCUAUUUUCGGUCCGCACGGACUAAAACUUACUCUGUAUGAGACCGACAACUCUGACGUUGAUCCCUAUCAUGCAUUUGUGGGGUCGCUCCCCAAGCUGAGUAGUAAAGGUAUUCGGGUAACAAUGGAAUAACAACAUUGAAAAAUAAAAGUUUAUAAGCAAAGUUGGUUGACUUAGAAAACACAAAAGCAUUGAGUUCCAAGAGAGUAAUUGGUUUGAUAUACAGCUACCAUGUGAUCAGGAGACAUUGGGCUCAAUGACAAGCGAGCCAUAGUGGAACUCCUGCGGUAAUAUCACACGAUCAGAAGAAUGCGAAGGUCUAUACAAGCAAGAUGUAUUUCCUUAGUAUAUGAAGCUUUUUGCUCAACUCAUUUAGUUGUUCCUAUUUAGCGGAAUUCAAUUUCCUACUUGAUCGUCUUUCAAUACACAACCUAGCGUCCA